Messenger RNA from Diatraea saccharalis (sugarcane borer), 2052 nucleotides. Lineage: Eukaryota; Metazoa; Arthropoda; Insecta; Lepidoptera; Crambidae. The record is from the annotation of a GenBank genome assembly.
ACACUGACAUUUUAUAGGUUAGGCGACAAGUUUGUUAUGUUAAAAUGAUCGCAAAAUUACAGUGAUUUAAUCGAAAUGCGUUAAUUAAAAGCGAUUGUGUAAUAUCUUAUCAGUUUUCCAUAGCACAAUGGACCAGCUCUACGCACUCGGGGUCUCCUGUAUCGAGUUUAUUCAAGAUUGGUUUGCCGACUCCGAGGAUUACUUUGAGGUGGUGAACAACUUGUCUAAUCCUCACUAUGUGCUGGAGUACCUCUUCCCAUUGGUUUCAAUCCUAGAUUCAGUGUUUGCUUCCCAGCUGCUUCUCUGUAUGUCUUUUGGAGGAUGGCUGAAUGCUGUUAUGAAAUGGUGGUUGUUAGAAGACCGUCCUUACUGGUGGGUCCGUGAGACCAGCUUCUAUGAGUCGUCGCACCGGCCACGGUUGCGUCAGACCGGGCAGACCUGCGAGACCGGUCCCGGCAACCCAUCCGGACAUACGACUACUGCCGCCGCGGUGCUGCUGCUCGCCUCUAUGUGGAUAGCUCACGUUAUGAACGACAGGAAAUGUUACGUGUGGUGGUGGAAAUACAUAUCGUAUCCGUUGUUCGCGGCGGCGCUCGGUUCGGUGAUGCUCGCGCGAAUGUUCAUCGCGACACAUUUUCCUCACCAAUGUAUACUUGGUGCUCUUGUCGGUUCAUUCCUAGCUCCUGCACUAUGCAUCUACGUAUCCGAUCCGUAUAUAUGGGGUUAUGGUAAACAUUCGGCCCGUGACACUAAACGUGCCAUUUAUUGGCACGUGUUCUCGGCUGUGGUGACUAUACUCAUCAGUGUGGUCACGUAUGGCAGUUUAGUGUUGUGCGAUAUGGAUCCGCAGUGGACCGUGAAAUUGGCGUUCCGUUGGUGCGAGUAUCCGGAUUCUAUCCGCGUGUCAACAACACCCAUGUUCGCGUUGGUUCAGUCCACUGCUUCAUUAUUAGGAUGGGCUUUGAGCGUCACGCCAGCUGUCGCCAAGUACCGUCAUUAUACCAAAGAUAGAUCUUUAAUAAUAUCAGCACUCGCUACAACUAUAUUACUAUUUGGUGCUAGAUAUCUAGAAGAAAACAUUCCCAAAGAGAGUGCCUUCAAAUUUUACGCGUUAAAUUUUGUAUUAAGCGCCUUCAAACCAUUUUUGUUUUUAAAAUUAUCACCAUUUCUCUCUAUGUGGCCUUACACGACGUCUUCGAAGCAGAAAAAAAAUUAAAUUGAUGCGUUUUGGUCUCUAGUUCAAUUUGUUUAUAGUUUAAUUUCGCUUAAGGUGAAUUUUGCAUGGUAAUAGAUAAUUAGUUUUUAAUUUAUUCCUAAACCAGUGGUUAAUAACCUUUUCGAGUGACGACCAAAAUAUAAAUAUAUCGGGUGCUAAAGUAAGUUACCAAUAUUUCCAGAGAUAGUACCUUUCAUUAAAGCAAUUAAGUUGAAACGAAAAUGAAGAAAACUUCGAUUUUUUAUUUUUUUAUUUCACUAACCGAACUAAAAAUAAAUGAUAAUUCUGUCUAUGUGCAAGAUGUUUAACACUGUCAUGUCAACCGUUGUUUGUUUUAAAUGUCAUUAUCAGCUUGUAUCUUAUGAAUAGCAUGCCUUGACUUAGCUACGUAGACUGGAGAAAAUUUAUAUUUAAUGCUUAUUUAUACUUCUAAAUACUAGAUAAAUAAAAAUAAAAAAACUACCAACUGUAAUAAUAUCUGUUCCUAAUUUGUUAGCUCUGUAUUUUGAGUCUUAUUUAUAAACCUGAUUUAUUUAUGUAUCAAUGUUAAUAAAAUCCCAAUAUGGGUGAUAUUGGGAUUUUUUUGAACCAAUUAUAUGUCGUGACGACCUACCCUAGUUUUAGAAGCGCUACAUGCGUGAUUAGCACAAAAUGGGACUGUGGCAGAACGAUGCGACGGUUUGUUUAUAUAUUUUCUUUAUAGUAGUAGAGUCCAGGAGGUAAUUUUGGGAUUUACUAAAGCGGGGCAGAUUAAUUUCAGUUGGUAGAUGGAAUUAAUAAUAUAUUUCAAAGUAAAAAGUGAGAAAGUGUCCUUCACUCCAAUGAGGAACUAUUUU